Molecule: messenger RNA, 2262 nt
Organism: Maudiozyma saulgeensis
Lineage: Eukaryota; Fungi; Ascomycota; Saccharomycetes; Saccharomycetales; Saccharomycetaceae
Source: the annotation of a GenBank genome assembly
AUGCAAACUAAUAAAGAUCCAACUAUUGAUAUUACAAUUCAAAGUGGGAAUGAUGAAGUUAUAAUAUUAAAAGGUCCACCUGAUAUUGCAGCACCUGUAUUAUUAUCAGGUGUAAUUACUUUAAAUACUUCGGAAACUGUUAAAGUUAAAUCUGUUUCUUUAAGAUUAACAGGUAGAAUGACUUAUAAUGUACCUAUUGUACCAAAUGAUGAAAUUAAUUUAAAAAGGUUAACUGUUGAUAGAUGGUUAUAUCAUCAUAAAUGGGAUGAUUUUAAUAUUGAAUCAUAUUUUAAAAGUUUAUAUAAAAAUUAUCAAUCAAAGACUCCGAUUGUUGAUUCAAAAAAUUUAAGAUCAAAUAUUAUUUCUGCUUAUAAUACAGGGAAAAUUAUAAGACCUAAAUCUACUACUUCUUUAUUAUCUUUAAGAACUUCAACUACUUUAACAAAUUCUUCAAAUAAUUCAGGUUCUUUACCUUUUCAAAGAAGAAAAUCACAUACUUUAUUGAAAGGAAAAUAUGAAUUUCCAUUUACAUCAGUAUUACCAGGUGAUGUUAAUGAAACUAUUGAUGGUUUACCAAAUACAAAUGUAAGUUAUUAUUUAGAAGCAAUUAUUGAAAGAACUAAAGGGAAAUCUGAUUUAUAUUGUAGAAAAUAUGUUAGAAUUAUUAGAACAAUUACACCUGAUAUUCCUGAAAUUUCAGAAACAAUAAAUGUUUCAGAUACUUGGACAGAUAGAAUUUUUUAUUCAAUAUCGGUAGCAGCAAAGACUUUGGCCAUUGGUUCAAAAGUUCCUAUUAAUAUUUCUAUUAUACCAUUGAAAAGUGGAAUUAAAUUAAGUAAUAUUAGAAUAUCAUUAUAUGAAACUGCAGAAUAUUAUUCUAAAGGAAUACGAUCUAAGAUUGAUCGUGUUGUUGCAAGAAUUAAAUUAGAACAUCCAGAAAAAAUGCUAAUGAAAGUAAUGAAUGAUAAUAAAUUUCAAGAAAAAUGGGAACUUGAUAUACCAUUUAGAAUCCCUGCAAGUUUAUCAAGAUGUAUACAGGAUUGUCAAAUAAUUAAUGAAGUUAGAGUUUCACAUAAAUUUAAAUUUGCAAUUGAUUUUGCCAAUCAAGAUGGUCAUAUUUCAAGAUUAAAAGCUAAUAUUCCUGUUUCUUUAUUCAUAUCUGAAUUUGUUCCUUUAAAAGUUAAACGAAUGAAAUCUACAACAGAUUUUACUUGUGUGACAAGAAAUAUUGGUAAACAACGUAAUAAUGAUGAACCAAAGGAAACAAUAUUCGAAACAGGUCAUGUAGGAUUAAUUUCUGCACAUUAUGAUAAUGAAUCAAUACUACCUGUGACUGCAUUAAAUGAUUUAUUAGCACCACCAGAAUAUGAAAAUCAUGUAUUUGAUAGAAGAUUUUGUAAUGAUAUCGAUAUAGAUUCUGCUUUAUUACCUCCACCUUCAGAUAUUGCACCUGAUAUGUUACCUUAUGAACCUAUCAAUGAUAAUUUUUCUCCAUCUGGUAUAUUAAGAGAUAUCGAUAUGGAUGUUUCAGAUCAUAGAAGAAUGAGUGAUGCAUCAUGUCAAACUAUGCCUGAGAUGCAAUUCAAUAGCUUAGAUACUACAAUUGAAGAUACACAACUAAAUAUUCAACAAAAUGAUGUUAUUUCAAAUUUAGGAAAUUAUACAUUGAGUAGUUCCACCACUAAUCAUUCUCAUUCAAAUUCACAAAUAACAAAUAUUCCAAGUAAUGAAAUAAUUUUGGAUCCAUCAGAAACAAGAGAUCCACCACCACCUUCUUAUAUGGAAGAUUAUUAUGGCAUAUCAACAUCAAGUAUGAAUAACAAUCCACAACAACAACAACCAAGGAGAUUUAGAUCGACUUCUUUGACAAAUCCAUUUCCCAUGAUGGAAUCGACACCCAUUAUCAUUCCAGCACCAGCACAUACACAUCUAUCUUCUCAAGAUAUAGUUAGAUCUGCACCACAAGGUUUGCGAAAUAGAUCAUCAUCAACUUCAUCAAAUAAUCCAUUUUUAAGCGAUAUUGUUAUUACUGGAGCCUUCGAUGCAGCCAUUACUGAAACAAUUCAACGGUUUUCACCAAUGGGUGACUCUAGUGGUGCGACAAAUAGCUCAAGAGAUAUUUUUAACUUACCAACAACAAACCAAUUGUUCCAGACAUUUUCAGAACCAUUUGAAAAAUUGAAUACCCCUCAACAACGUCGAUAUUCUGUUACUGGUAAUGUUAGCAUUGGAAAUGGAAAUUUAAUCCAAAGAGAUGGAUAA